AUGUGACUGUGGAUCCUGGCAGCCCGGAGAGGACGCUCCCGCCACCUCCCUCAAGCGACUUCCAUGGCGACCCUCACGUUCCCCUCACUCGUCGCGCUCCGGAGCGGGUCACCCAGCGGGGUGUUAGACCCGACCGAGGGGGACCUCUCCGAGGCGGAGUCCGCAGGGAUAGAAGAGACGCCUCGGGGUGCGAGGCGAAGGAGGUCGGUGCAGCCAACGGCAGCGAUGCGCCCGGAGGCUCCGGGCUUCCGAGACCUGGGUUCCAAUCCGCCCCCCUUCCGCAGUCGGCCGAGGUCGGCGUACCUGGCGGGCGAGGGCCGCGGCGGCGCGGGGCGGGCUGGCCAUGGGGAGGCUGCGGGGGCGCGGGGCUGCGGGCGGCGGCGGCGGCGUUGGCGGCGGCGGCACUGAGCGCGCGGCUGCACGCGAAAGCCGGCGGCGCGCCCCGGCCCCGGCGCACGGGCCGCGCGGCGCGGGGUGCCCCGACCCCCGGCCGCGCGCCAGGGCCAGGCGCAGGGAACGACGCAGCCCCUCCAGCAUCCCGAGGGGAGGAGCCUCCACUCGUCUCGGCCCUCCCGGUCUGCAGACGCCGAAACUAAAGCCGUUGUCCCUGCCACCGAGGUCUCCUGCGGCGGCCAGAUGCGCGCCGCGAGCGAGCGUCUUUCCAUGCGGAUUUUCUCGAGCAUCCUUAUUUACUUACCCUCUGAGUGA
Molecule: messenger RNA, 708 nt
Organism: Galeopterus variegatus (Sunda flying lemur)
Lineage: Eukaryota; Metazoa; Chordata; Mammalia; Dermoptera; Cynocephalidae
Product: serine/arginine repetitive matrix protein 3
Source: RefSeq, a predicted model, not a curated record